Messenger RNA from Linum tenue, 4568 nucleotides. The record is from the annotation of a GenBank genome assembly. Lineage: Eukaryota; Viridiplantae; Streptophyta; Magnoliopsida; Malpighiales; Linaceae.
UUUUCUCUUCCCCCGGCCCCCAAUGAUGGAGAUCCACGCCAUUUCCAGCAGCAACACUAGUUUAAUUAUGUAAAUAAUAAUAAUAAUAAUCACACACAUAAUUACGAAAACCGUCUCUUCCCUUCGAAAUCUGGUUUUAGUUUGUUCGCCAGCCAUGGCCGUUUCUCUCAUCAUCAUCUUUCCAAUCCCUCCCAAACCCCCUUUCUCUCUCUAGCCAACUCCUCCCUCCCUCUUCCUCUUCGUUCGUUCCGUCCCUCUCCAAUUUCAGCCUUCGGCGUCUUCUUCUGAAACCAAUCCUCCACGCCAUUUCCUCAGUCCAAUUCCCAUGGCGAUCGUCACCGGCGAUCGCUACUUGGAAAAGCUGGUCCACUUCGUCGAGCAACAGGCCGGUCCGCUGAUCGACGGCCCGCUCGUCCUCAAGCUCAACCCGGCCGGUCUCCACUACGUCCACUCCCGCCUCGAGGCCUUGCAGGAGCUAGAGAAUCUCGUCUCCGGUGCUCCUGUUGACUACCUCCGCGCCUACGUCUCCGACCUAGGGGACUACCGCGCCCUCGAGCAGCUCCGCCGCAUCCUCAGGCUGCUCACGUCGCUCAAGGUCGUCUCGGUUCUGCCGCCGCCGACGCGAGAUCCUACGCCUUUGUCCUUGCUGCCGUUUGAGAGAUUGAAGGUCUUGGAGCUUAGAGGAUGUGAUUUGUCUACUUCGGCUGCUAGGGGUUUGCUUGAGCUGAGGCAUACUUUGGAGAAGAUCGUCUGCCAUAAUUCUACUGAUGCUCUUCGGCAUGUGUUUGCCAGCAGGAUUGUGGACAUUAAGGAUUCUCCACAGUGGAACAAGUUAUCGUUCGUGUCAUGUGCAUCUAACCGCUUGGUUUUGAUGGAUGAGUCGCUGCAACUUCUUCCUGCUGUUGAGACUCUUGAUUUGAGUCGAAAUAAGUUUGCUAAAGUUGAUAAUCUGCGGAAAUGUGUCAAUUUGAAGCACCUGGAUCUUGGGUUCAACCAUCUGAGGAGAAUUGCUCCCUUUGGCGAGGUACCAUGCAACAUUGUUAAGCUUGUACUGAGGAACAAUGCAUUGACAACACUGCAUGGCCUUGAGAACUUAAAGUCGCUAGAGCACCUUGAUGUCUCAUAUAACAUUGUUUCCAACUUUUUGGAGCUGGAGGUCCUUUCAAGCCUUCACUCACUAUCCAACUUGUGGCUGGAAGGAAAUCCGUUAUGUUGCGGGAGGUGGUAUCGAGCACAAGUAUUCAGCUUCUUUUCUCAACCUUGCAAUUUGAAGCUAGAUGACAAACCCAUUAGCACAAGGGAGUACUGGAAGAGACAAAUCAUAGUUGCUAGCAGACACAAGCGACCUGCCAGCUUUGGAUUUUAUUCUCCUGCUGUAGACGAUGCUUUAGGAGAGAGUUGUAUCAACAAGAAAAAGCAAAAAGUAUGUCGUCUUGCCUCAAUCAAGAGUGAUGAAGAUUGUGUCUCUUCUAUGUCUGAUCCGGAGUCUUCCACAUGCAAUCAUGAGGCUCAAAGCAAGGACGAAAACAUGAAUUCUGAUGAUGAAGCUGAGAUUGUCAAUUUGAUCAACAGAGUUGAACUCAUGAAGAAAGAGCGCUCUUCUCUCUGGUUGAAAGAAUUGAAGGAAUGGAUGGAUCCUGAACCUGUGAAAUCUGUGGAUUGCAAUCGAUAUAAUGGCUCCAUCUCCAAGGCUGCAAAAGGAAUCAGUGAAGGAAAGAAAGCAAGCAAGAAGCAUCAGGGAGAAGGGUCAAGAUGUUCCUGUGACUAUCUUCAAGCUUCUGAAGAUGAGACUGGCAGAAAUGUUUUUCACCCCAACAGUUCCUUUGUGGACGUUCAUAGUGAUGCACAGGGUGGGAUUGCUGUACCGGAUUCUGGAAGGAAGAUUUUCAACUUGAAGUAUCAAGGGCUAGCUACUCCAUCUGUGCAAACCGCGAGUUCGCAUCUUGAUAGUUCCAAUGUCCAAAGAGGCGGGGGGAUGGUUGAAAAUGCUAGACUAUCACCAUUGAGCACAAUAGAUGAUGCAACAGAAUCUCUGUCAUCUUCUAAUUUCCAUGGGUCUCCACCUCACUAUCAAAAGGACCUUCUGCACCGUCGCCAUAACCUGGUGGAGGAAAUUAUGCAGCUUUCUGCCGAUUCCUAUUCAGUGGUAUCUUCUGAUACCGAUACAACUGCUAGCGAAGAUGAAUUUUAUGACAUUGGGCAUCCUAUGUAUCAAGUUGAUGAUGGAAGUCAGCUGACUGAAGAAAACUGUAAUCCAAAUCUUUCAAGGAUCUCAUUAUCAGUAGGCAAUUGUGAGAAGACUGGUGAAGGGAAUUCUAUUCAUCACAUAGGAGGUGACAAAUAUGGAUUGCACUCGCAUUCUGGACAAAUCUCUAGUAUAUCAGAAAGAUCAGGUGUAUGGACCAAUGGUUCAUCUGGUGUUACUUGCAAUGGUGUAGCUCGUAAUUUUGAUGAUCAAGAGGUUCAUGAGGUGGAGAAGAGAAAAAGCAGAAGGAAAGCAAGGAGAAUUGGUCGAAUAGCAGAAAAUUUGGUUGAAUGUACAGGCCCAUCAGAGAAGUCUAAUAGUAGUCCAAAUGCUUGUGAAGGCAUAAAAGAAAAUCAAAGGGAGCAAACAGUUGAGGGAAAUGGUAUUCUUGAGGCCAUUGACGAGAAAUGGUUGCAUACUAGUGCAUUUAGUUCAAUACAUUCAACUGUUGGUAAAUCUUCCGUUGAUUCCAUAGAGAAAAACUUCCGGUGAUGAGACCUGUCUUUAUUCUGUGUUCUGCAGUUGUAUUCUUGAGACAGAAGCAUCACUCAAGGAAAGGUAGACUUUCUUCUGAAGUUGCUUAAUUAUAUAUAGUAUGAAGUCAUUGUUCGCUGCACUACACUCUUGAGAUGGAGCUUGUGUAAUUUGCCAAAGCUCUUCGUUUGGUCUGAAGUUUUCUUUUCAUUCAUAUAAGCACCCUUUGGUGACUUUGAAAUCAAUUUUAUGUUACCGGGGGGAACAAUGUGUCAUAGUGGAGGAUGUUAACACCUUGUUAUCUCACUCAGCACUGUGUCUCCCCACGACGCAUAAAUUUGAUUGACAUGUAUGCAUCUUCUCUCAAGACUGACUCUAGGAUUAACCAUGGGUGAAUGCUGUUUUAAUUUACCGAUUAAGAAGCUCAAGAACGAUAAUACAUUAGUUCUCAAAAUAGUUUCUAUUUCUAAAUUGCUUGAGACUCCUUGCAAAAAGAGGGUGUAGGUACUUCAUGGCUUUCUGUCUUAUGUAACAAAGUUACUAGGUUUUCUUUUGGUAGAAACCAUCGUUAACCAAAGCAUUAAAUUGUUUCUCUGCAUUGCAAUUAUUUCUCUGUUUUUGGGAGUUACCAUUAGUUGUAAUUCGGUUUGAUCUGGGGCAUUAGUUUGUUCUAUAGCAUCUCAUAUAGCAAAGGGUACGAAAUUCUGGGUUUUAUCACAGCUUUUCUUACUAGUCAUUGAAUUCUCUGAGUUUGUCUGGAUGCAGUGAAGUUGUGUUAUUACGGAGCAGUGAGAACAAGCUGUAUUUGCUGCUUAUCGGUUUAGCUUUGAACGGUACAGGAAAUACUUUCACUUUGUUACGUUCACACAAAAUUGAAGAUGUUAGUGAAGUCAUGAUUGGCAUUGGACUUCAGAUCGUGAGAGUGUCCAUCCAGAGGCAAGCAACCUACUUGUUUCUGACAAGGAGCAUUGAAAAGUUGAGGCAGCUCUUUUUUACCUUGGAUCUUUACAGUUCCUUGACGUCAAAUGAGACUUGUUCAUUCAGAAGUUUGGAGCAGGUUCAGGUUGAGUUGUUUGAGAAACAAAUAUGUGGUGGUUCAAGAACAAGCAUAUAUCAAUAUUCUAUGGUUUAUUUCCGUCACAACAACAAAGGUGCAUCUUGGUACUUGAGAUCACUAUUUGUAGUCAAAGGCAGUUUACUUGUGUGCACCGAGGACCUCAAACAGUUUGGAUCUCCUCUGGAGGACGGUGCACCUUCUUCUUUGCCAGCCGCAUAUUUCUCCUUGGAUGCUCGGUGCUCUAUCAGUGACGUACUUGAACUGGUAAUAGAUGAUGCAGAAGAGAGCUGUUGUACAACCCUGAUCCUAGCAAAGGACACGGUAGACACAUCGACCAAAGGACGAAGAUGGGUCGACAGUUGGAGACCUGGUUCGGGAUGCUUGGUAUGGAAACUCAGGUGGUUCUCAUUGGAAAGCUUGUCGAACUUUGUUGCAUUGAUCAAGGCAAGCAGCCAUACCCGGUCUCCUCCGCUACUUGUAAAAAGUGUACGUUAGAUUAGAAGCAACACAGGGUUAGAUAGUCUUUUUGUAGGGUUUGCUUUGCCUCCUUUUCUUUUUUCCAUUUCAUUCAUUCGUCUCCUUUAUAGUGUGGUUCAGUUGAUCUCUUAUUCUUUGGUUGCAUAUUAUUGGCUUCAAUCUUUUGUGUAAAAAAAGCAAAUAGUGUACAGUACUACUACAGUUUUUAGAAAAUACAAUGAAGUCAGGAACUAAUGGUCGAUCGUGCAAUGCUGCUACUGCGCACCCUUGUCUAUUUUGCCCUGAUCUGGCUACCUGGCCAGGGCAUCUGGAAGC